Molecule: messenger RNA, 1780 nt
Organism: Epinephelus lanceolatus (giant grouper)
Lineage: Eukaryota; Metazoa; Chordata; Actinopteri; Perciformes; Serranidae
Gene: slc41a2a
Product: solute carrier family 41 member 2a
Biological process (GO): monoatomic cation transport
Cellular component (GO): plasma membrane
Molecular function (GO): monoatomic cation transmembrane transporter activity
Source: RefSeq, a predicted model, not a curated record
CCCAAGGAAGAGUCACGGUUAGCAGUGGAGUGUGAGACUAGAUGCCUCUUCUUCUCCUAUGGUUUCCCAUUAAAGAGUAGGUGCUACUGUUUCUCAGGAGCCAGAGCAGCAGGUAUAACAUCCUGCCAGCUUUACACCAUGUCUGUCCCAGAGUCACAAGAUAAGAAACUGCUCCUACGCGGCUCUGAGGGCAGAGGCACCAGCCAGCAGUACGGAACUCACCCGUCCUCAUCUCAACGCUCCAGAAGUCCACAACAUUUUGGCUCUGAUGGGAAUAUUUCACCUGUCAGCACCAGUCUCCGUUAUGAGCCACAGGAGUGCACUGAGACAGACUUUCUGCUCCCCAAACAUCUCUAUGGCAGCUCAAGGUUCAAUGAAUCCACCAGAAUAAAGGAUGCAGGUGGCUCCAUUGCCCCUGCUGAGUCAGUCUGCUGUGUGGUGCUUCAGAUCCUGGUGCCAUUUCUGCUGGCUGGACUCGGGACUAUCUCUGCUGGGAUGCUCCUUGAAGUGGUUCAGAACUGGGACGUGUUUCAGGAAAUCACAGAGCUCUUCAUCCUGGUCCCUGCAGUAUUAGGCAUGAAGGGGAACCUGGAGAUGACUCUAGCCUCCAGACUCUCGACUGCUGUAAACACAGGAAAAUUGGAACCUGCUGAUGAAAAGUGGAUGUUGAUUGCUGGGAACUUGGCACUUAAGCAGCUACAAGCCACAGUGCUCGGCCUGCUGGCCUCUUUGAUGGCGACUCUGUUGGGCUGGAUGGCAGAGGGAAAGAUGCCCUUACAGCACGUAAUGCUCCUGUGUUCAUCCAGCGUUUCUACCUCCUUCAUUGCUUCAUUGCUGCAAGGUAUUAUCAUGGUGGGAGUGAUCAUUGGGUCCAAGAGGUUCGGAAUCAACCCUGACAAUGUGGCCACACCCAUGGCUGCCAGCUUUGGGGAUCUCAUCACUCUUGCCUUGCUGGCCUGCUUCAGUUACUGGUUCUACUCCCUCAUAGAUCUGUAUCCCUACGUGUUGUACCUGGUGGAUAUGUUAUUUGUGUGCCUGAUUCCUGUCUGGAUAUUCAUCUCCCUCAAACAUCCAGCCAGUCGCAUCCUGCUCCGCACAGGCUGGGAACCAAUUAUCACAGCGAUGGUCAUCAGCAGUAUUGGAGGAGUUAUUCUGGACAAAGCUGUGACAGAUCCAAACCUGGCAGGAAUUAUAGUUUAUGCUCCAGUUAUAAAUGGUAUUGGAGGAAACCUCGUCUCCAUACAGGCCAGUCGCAUUUCUACUAAUUUGCAUUUGAAUUACCCACCCAGAGAGGUUCCCGAAGAUCGUAAAGGCUGCUUCAACCCCUGCCGCACUUUCUUUGGCUCAGGAGCGAACCAUCGAUCUGCUCAGAUUCUGCUUUUGUUGGUGAUCCCUGGUCAGCUCAUCUUCUUAUACACUAUUCACCUGAUGAAAGGAGCCAACACAUUGCCCAGUCCUCUCCUGACUGUCGUCUUCUUGGCUGCAUCUGUGAUUCAGGUCUUCACCCUGCUUUGUAUAGCCGACUGUAUGGUCCACUGUCUGUGGCGUAGGGGUAGAGACCCUGACAGUUACGCAAUACCCUACCUCACCGCCCUUGGAGACUUACUGGGGACCGCUCUCCUCUCUCUUGCCUUUGUGCUGCUGUGGUGCAUUGGAGAUUCGGGCAGUGUGUAAGUUUGAAACAGGAAAAGACUUGAGGACGAACAAAGGAGCCUAGAUCUUAGCCAGCUCUACAGUUUCCUGGCUUACAAGAUGUUUACUAAUGCACGAGGAAAUAACA